Messenger RNA from Neurospora tetraspora, 1470 nucleotides. RefSeq names its product thioredoxin-like protein. Lineage: Eukaryota; Fungi; Ascomycota; Sordariomycetes; Sordariales; Sordariaceae. Gene Ontology annotation, molecular function: glutathione peroxidase activity; glutathione transferase activity. The transcript has 6 exons. Gene Ontology annotation, cellular component: peroxisome; mitochondrion. Bases 246 to 1016 code for a protein of 256 amino acids. The record is from RefSeq and is a predicted model, not a curated record. Gene Ontology annotation, biological process: glutathione metabolic process.
CCGAGGUCGAAUGAACGACACCAUUCACAAGUGCAACGACACUCAAUAUGUUCACUAAUCAUUAAUUCCUGCAUUUUGAGAACCACAGCAUUCAAGUAUAGCAUACCAUCACGACAUCACGACAUUGGAACCUUUGGUGGCGUCCACUGUACUUAUUAGAGGUAAUCUUCUGAAACGGCAGGGACGGAUAAGACGAAACGAGACAAGAACGAAACAGAUAAGACGGGAUAGAGACAACAGGAACAAUGGGCGGAGGAAAGAUUGAUGUGUAUAUGGACAUUGUGUCCCUAUACAGCUACCUAGCCUUCUUAGACCUUCAACGAAACGGUGACCUGCUCAAAGCAUACAAUGUAGAGGUUGAAUUCCAUCCCGUCCUUCUUGGGGCUAUCAACGUCGGCUCAGGCAACAAACCCCCCUGGAGCCUCCCCGCCAAAGCCAUCUACGGCGCUCACGAUGCUCGACGGUCCAUCGCUAGGUUCCCGGGGCUGGUGAUCCAGACGCCCAAGGAUUUGAUGGCUGUUUCCAAGACUAUCGUUCCCAACCGCGCCCUCCACUUCAUCAAAUCCCACCACCCCCCCUCCACCUUCCUCACCACCCUCCACUACCUAAUGCACCUCUUCUGGUCUCCCCCCAACUUGAACCUAACCCUGCCCGAAAACGUCGCCAAGGCGUUGUUGGAGUGUCCGGCGGAUUUUACCUCCUCCUCUCUGUCUACCCCUGCUGUUGCUGCUCAGAGUGGACAAGGGGAGAAGAAAUUGUUCACAAAGCAACAAGUAGAAGAAAUCAUAAAGGGAACUGAAACCCCCCAAGUCAAAGAGGCCCUAAAGAAAGCGACGCAGGAGGCGUUGGAUAAGGGGGCGUUUGGGAAUCCGUGGUUUUGGGUUACCGCCGACGACAAGAAAGAAAAAGGGGAGCCGUUUUUUGGGAGUGAUAGAUUCCAUUUCAUCUACAAGUUCCUUGGUCUGCCCUUCCAGGACGUCACACUUUUGCCUCCUGGUGGUAAGGCCAAGUUGUGAUGGGGCUGGAAACCGGGUUCUGUGCUUGGGAUUAGCAGGUUUUGACUGCUCCUUCGUUUAGUUUACCGAAUGUCUUUCUAACCCGGCAUGAGAAGACACUCUUCGGCGAUCUUCAGAUUCAAAUAGUCCGAAGUUGGAUAGAUGGUCUGGACCCAGCGAUCUUGCUUCUUAAACUGUAUGAAACUGGAGGUUCACAGCAGACAGUCUUCCCAUGCCGUGUUACCACUGACGUUCCCGAUCUUGAGAAGAGGUCGUCGAGUAAGUUAUAUCGGCGUGAAUGACCCCCAAAUAGUCGAACCAGCUUCCAAAAUAUAUUUGGAUGUUGUCGUAAACAAAACCAAAAAGGUCGUCGUCGUCGUCCUCCAUUCCUAGCAGCUAGGAACCCCUGACUGGUGUUAUGGAGCCACCGAAAAAAAAAAUAUCGUCAAAAAAAUAUUCGUUUCGACGUGGGCCU